Molecule: messenger RNA, 1595 nt
Organism: Camponotus floridanus (Florida carpenter ant)
Lineage: Eukaryota; Metazoa; Arthropoda; Insecta; Hymenoptera; Formicidae
Product: interferon-inducible double-stranded RNA-dependent protein kinase activator A homolog
Exons: 7
Coding region: 283-1428 (381 amino acids)
Source: RefSeq, a predicted model, not a curated record
CGUACGUGCAUUUUUCGCGCGGCAGCUCGUCCCCGGCUCGAGCCCCACGCGUAUUUUUCUCGCGUCGUUGUAUUACGGUCAAUCGAUGGAUUUUAUAACAAUCAUGGCGGCCAUGCCGGUCUCCCGACGAUUUUAUCGCAUUGUCGAUUAAAAUACGGUUUCGUCGUGUUUAACGUAACGGACAGCUCGUCCCGAUUUCCGCGCCUUUAGGACGCACGACCGUUGAGAGUUGACGUUUCGCUUGCAUCCCUCUACAAUGGUCGGAAAUUCGAAAACAUUACAAUGGAGGAAAUGCAUCAACCACAGCAGGUUGGGCCUAACAUGAUGGCUGGUGUGGGUGGCGUUCCUAAUCAUUCAAAUAAUGUUAAUCGUCGUAAUAGAGUUCGCGUAACAUUGCACGCUAUGAUGUUGGAGAAGCUGCCGUUACAUGAGGCAGCGCGUUUAGAAAUGAAGGCGUUACCCAGCAAAACACCCGUCUCUGUUCUUCAGGAAUUACUUUCCCGUAGGGGCACGAUACCCAAAUAUGAGCUGGUCCAAAUUGAGGGGGCUAUUCAUGAACCUACGUUUCGAUACAGAGUCACUGUUGCUGAUGUUGUUGACCCAAUUGUUUCAGCAAUGGGAACUGGCAGGUCCAAAAAAGAAGCAAAACACGCCGCUGCAAAAGCUGUUUUGGAUAAAUUAAUUGGAGUAAAUACUGAAACUGCAGAAUCUCCACUCCCAAAUAGUUUACCCGACUCUCAAAAUUUACAAGAACUACAGUCUUAUGGAGAGGAGAAAGUAGUGAAUAAUCCAAUUGGAGCCUUACAAGAAAUGUGUAUGUCGCGCCAUUGGCCGCCGCCGAAAUACACGAUGGAAGGUGAAGAAGGUUUACCUCACGAGAGGCAGUUCACUAUUGUUUGUUCAAUCCUAAAAUAUCGCGAGGUCGGUCAAGGAAAAAGUAAAAAAGUUGCUAAGAGGCAUGCCGCUCAUAAAAUGUGGCAAGCUUUACACGAUAUGAAUAACCAGGCUCCUAGUGUUGAUGAGGAUGAGAUUGUGCAAAGAAAUGCAAACGUGAGCGCCCGUUAUGCCGAUCUGAAAGGUAGCAAAAUCUCAACAUUGACAACAGUACAUAGUAUCCAAGUUUCGAAAUUUCACAAGAGUCUCAAGUCAUCCACAGGUGUUAAGCUUUUUCAACUGCAGAAUACCUGUUUCAAUGAUGGGGAUGUAAAUUUGGUACAAUUCUUACAAGAAAUUGCAUCAGAGCAGCAGUUUGAAGUAACUUAUGUUGAUAUUGAAGAAAAAUCUAUCAGUGGUAAAUUCCAGUGCCUUGUGCAACUGUCUACCCUGCCAGUGGCAGUUUGCUAUGGUUGCGGUGCGACUAGUAAAGAUGCUCAAGCCAGUGCUGCUCAAAAUGCUCUGGAAUAUCUCAAAAUCAUGACCAAGAAGUGAGCCAGCGCUUUGCUCCUGCCAGCUGUCACCAUCACCUGCAAGCCUCACAAUAAUUUCGCAUCUAAAAAUCAGAAUAACAAUACGGACACCAAAGUAUUAUCAACUAGCAAUAAGAUUUCCGACAAAGGAAAAAGCGGACAGAAGUUAGAUCACAUGGGAAAUAAAAG